Molecule: messenger RNA, 648 nt
Organism: Ilex paraguariensis (yerba mate)
Lineage: Eukaryota; Viridiplantae; Streptophyta; Magnoliopsida; Aquifoliales; Aquifoliaceae
Source: the annotation of a GenBank genome assembly
CUUUUCUUCACCAAAUUUCUCUCUCUCUCGGAAGAGAAGUCUCUCUGUAAACAAUAUACCUGGACAGAGAAAAGAGCAAUGUGUCCGCUGAGAAUUAUCUUGAUCUUCCUGUCGGCUACGCUCGCUGGGUUUUUCCUGCUGAAGAACCUCAAAUCUCAACCAAAAGUCGCCGAGAAUGACGAUUCCCCUAAAGAUUCGGUGAAUAAUCCCUCUCAAUCAACUGCUCCUGUCAACCGAUUCUCGAAGGGUUGGGGGGCAAUUGGGGCUGGUUUCUGGACCUGUGUGGACAUGGCAAGUGGCCGCUAUCUCUGGAGGACUUUGGUGUCAUCUUCCUCCUCUUCGUCAUCUUCGAAACUCUCCAACUGAUCCCCCCCCUCUCUCUCUCUCUCCUCGUCCUUUUCUUCUGUCAUUUCUUGGUUCGGUGCAGAUGAAUAGGUUUGAUUGUUGCUUUUCAAUCUCAAUUGUUUCAAUGUUGUACUCAUCACGCUUUUCUCAGCGCUAUAACUGUAUGUUACAAAGAUUCAAUCUUGAUUUGCUCUUCGAUUGAAAAUGGGGGAUUCUCUUGUAUUUUGAAACCUUAGCAAUACCUCAGAAUGUAUGCCAACUCUCACACAUUAUAUGAUGUUGCUCUCUUCUUGCUAUACAAAG